ACUGAAAGAAUACCUUCACAUCAAUACAUCGUGGUGUUGGUGUAGUCAAUCGAAACGUUGUUGAACGUCUCUCAUGUCAAGCACGAGAGUACAAGAUAAACUAGUCGAAUUGUCAAAUGGUAAUCGAUGUGGAAGAAAUGCGUAUUCUAAAUCAUGACUUUGAUGGAGAUUAAAGAUGCACUUGCAUUAUCCGCAACGAUUUGCACUGGUUUACAGUUUCUAGCUGGCAUACUGGUGUGCAAGAAAUAUAUUAGAAAUGGUACAACUGGGGAUAGUUCAGGACUGGCCUUUGUAACAUGUUUCAUGUCUUGUAGUCUAUGGCUGAGAUAUGGAAUGCUUAUUGGAGAUCUGUUUAUUAUAUCUGUAAAUAUAUUUGGAACAAUAUUACAAAUAUGUUACGUGUGCGUUUAUAUUUUAUACAACGUGAAAAGAUCAACUACUAUUAAGCAGUUUACGGUAGCGAUUGGUUUGGUUUCGCUUGUAUAUCUCUACAGUAUUUAUCAAGAAGAUAAAGUUUUAGCCGAGAGACAUGUAGGAUUUCUCAGUUGCAGCCUGACUAUUAUAUUUUUUGCAUCGCCAUUGAUAUCACUUGCACAUGUAAUAAGAAUGAAGAGCACAGAAAGCUUGCCAUUCCCAGUCAUAAUGGCUUCUAUGAUAGUGUGCUGCCAGUGGUUCGCAUAUGGAUGUCUACUCAGUGAUCAAUUUAUACAGAUACCGAAUUUUAUGGGUUGCGUUUUGUCAGGCUUUCAACUUUCUUUGUUUUUGAUUUACCCAAGCAAACGAGCAGAUCAAACCUAUUUUAUAUGAGAAAAUUAAUACCCGUUGCUCGGUAGAUCAGAUCGAUUACUGCUCAAGUAUUACGUUAUAAAUAUGUAAUGUAUAUACAUAUAAAUAUAAAAUAUAUAUAUUAUAAAUCAACAAUUUUUCAUAAAGCAGA
Vollenhovia emeryi is the source of this 937-nucleotide messenger RNA. RefSeq names its product sugar transporter SWEET1 (gene slv). The transcript has 4 exons. Gene Ontology annotation, molecular function: sugar transmembrane transporter activity. Gene Ontology annotation, cellular component: membrane. NCBI's taxonomy places the organism in Eukaryota, Metazoa, Arthropoda, Insecta, Hymenoptera, Formicidae. The record is from RefSeq and is a predicted model, not a curated record. Gene Ontology annotation, biological process: carbohydrate transport. The coding region runs from base 154 to 807 and encodes 217 amino acids.